AUGUCGCUGUUUGCUGCUGUUCCCCUGGCGCCCCCAGACCCCAUUCUAGGCCUUGCCCAGGCCUUCAAAGAAGACAAAAACCCUAAAAAGGUGGACUUGGGAGUUGGGGCCUACAGGACUGAAGAUGGAAAACCCUACGUCUUCAAGGCUGUGCGCAUGGCGGAGGAGCAGAUCAUGAGUGACCCCACAAUCAACAAGGAGUUUGGCGAAGAUCUUGCUGCUGCAGCAGCAGGAAGAAUUGUUUCUCUCCAAACCCUUUCCGGGACAGGAGCUUUGCGGCUCGCGGGAGAAUUCAUUCGCCACUUCGUGCCGUCUGCUCGCGUUACGAGAGGCGUUGACUUUGAGGGCAUGAUGAAAACCCUUGAAGAGGCCCCUGAAAAUUCGGUUGUUGUUUUGCAUGUCUGCGCUCACAACCCCACUGGGAUGGACCUGAGCCAUGACCAGUGGUCACGGCUGGCUGGCGUGUGCCGCUCGCGGCAGCUGCUGGCCGUGCUGGACUGCGCGUACCAGGGCUUUGGUUCUGGAGAGUUGGAAAAGGAUGUUUUUGGAGUUCGUUUGUUUUGCAAAAGUCUGAAAAUUCCCUUUUUCGUGGCCCAGUCCUUCGCAAAGAACUUGGGGCUUUACGGCGAACGCGCAGGCGCGCUGCAUGCAGUCUGCGGGGGGCCCCUCGAGGGGCCCCCCGUGCUGUCGCAGCUGAAGGCGUUGGCCCGGAGGGCCUACAGCAGCCCGCCGCUGCACGGGGCCCUCGUGCUGGCGAGGGUACUGGGGGGGGGCCCCCUGCGGACUCAGUGGGAAAAAGAACUCAGUGCCAUUUCCCAAAGAAUCAAGAACAUGAGGCAGCUCCUCAGGGCCAAACUUGAAGGCAAACAAACCCCCGGAAACUGGAACCAUAUCACCCAACAAGUCGGCAUGUUCUCCUUCACAGGACUCACCCCUGAGCAGUGCGAACUUUUAACAAGCAAGUGGCACAUUUACCUUUUGAAGAAUGGCCGCAUCAGCAUGGCGGGCGUCAACCACAGCAACGUAGACUACAUCGUGACGGCCAUAGAUGAUGUCAUAAGAGCAGCACCAGCUCCUUAA
Molecule: messenger RNA, 1080 nt
Organism: Eimeria necatrix
Lineage: Eukaryota; Apicomplexa; Conoidasida; Eucoccidiorida; Eimeriidae
Product: aspartate aminotransferase, putative
Exons: 7
Coding region: 1-1080 (359 amino acids)
Biological process (GO): amino acid metabolic process; biosynthetic process
Molecular function (GO): transaminase activity; pyridoxal phosphate binding
Source: RefSeq, a predicted model, not a curated record